GAAAAUCAAUACUAACCCAAUUUAUAAAGAAAGGACAAGCGUGAAGCCCACUCUGGUGAAAAUCUCUUCCUUUUCUUUCUGUUUCUGAGACCUGAGUCUUAGUUUCUCUUUGAACUGAGAGAGAGAGAGAAGAGAGAGAGAAUGAGGUCGGUCAUCAAUGUGAGAAUGAGGUCCAUUUCUCUUUUCUCUUUUGUAUAAUGAGCAAGGAACUGGAACCUCUUUUCCCUGGAAGAAGAUGGCAGUGCAACAAAAUGAGCAUCAGCAGUCUGAACACCACCACCAACAGAAUCAUUCCUUUCUGUUAGAUGCUCUGUACUGUGAGGAAGAAGAGCAAUGGGAGGAGGAAGAAGAAGAAGAAGAAUUAGUCCAAGAGGGCUUAGAAGAGGAGAGAGAUAGCUGCAACAGCAGCAGUGGAAGAAGCGCUUCUUUUCUUCCUCUGUUGUUAUUGGAGCAGGACCUGUUUUGGGAAGAUGAAGAGCUUCUGUCUCUCUUCUCCAAGGAACAAGAGAUUCAUUUCAACCUUGGCAAUGGUGAUACGGCCUCUGCACUCUCUUUGGCUCGCAAAGAAGCUGUGGAAUGGAUUCUAAAGGUCAAUGGCCAUUAUGGGUUCACAGUUCUCACUGCAAUUCUUGCCAUCAAUUAUCUUGAUAGGUCUCUUGCCAGCCUCCAUUUUCAGACAGAGAAGCCAUGGAUGAUCCAGCUUGCAGCUGUGACCUGCCUUUCUUUGGCAGCCAAAGUUGAAGAAACCCAAGUGCCCCUUCUCUUGGACCUUCAAAUGGAAACCAAGUAUGCAUUUGAGGCCAAAACCAUCCAGAGAAUGGAGCUUCUGGUGCUUUCCACUCUCCAAUGGAGGAUGAAUCCAGUGACCCCAUUGUCAUUUCUUGAUCACAUUAUCAGAAGGCUUGGACUCAAGACUCAUCUCCACUGGGAGUUUCUCAGGCGAUGUGAGCGCCUCCUCCUCUCCGUUGUCUCUGAUUCUAGAUCUGUGGGUUAUCUGCCAUCGGUAUUGGCCACUGCAACAAUGCUUCAUGGCAUCCACCAAGUUGAGCCUGGCAACUCCAUUCAAUAUCAAAACCAGCUUCUCAGUGUUCUUAAGCUCAACAGGGAGAAAGUGAAUGAUUGUUACCAGCUAAUACUGGAGCUUUCAAGCACUAGUAGUUGUUUCUAUAAAGAACAAAGCAACCCUCACAAGCGCAAGCACCAGCAAGUUCCAAGCAGCCCAAGUGGUGUAAUUGAUGCAUCUUUCGGCUCUGAUAGCUCAAACGAGCAGCCACUCUUCAAGAAGAGCAGAGCCCAAGAAAAGCAGCUGCAUGUGCCAUCCCUCAGCAGGGUGUUUGUGGACAUUGUUGGCAGCCCUCUUUAGUCUCUCUCUCUCUCCCCCUCUCUUUGUCUCUCUCUCUCUAUAUCUCUAUAUAUAUGAAGAACUCUAUUUAUUAUGUGUUAUUAAGUUAAAAAUAUGGCAAGUUAAGUUUUGUCAUUCA
This is a messenger RNA of Diospyros lotus (date-plum), 1481 nucleotides long. RefSeq names its product cyclin-D3-1. The record is from RefSeq and is a predicted model, not a curated record. Bases 236 to 1363 code for a protein of 375 amino acids. Gene Ontology annotation, molecular function: cyclin-dependent protein serine/threonine kinase regulator activity. Gene Ontology annotation, biological process: regulation of cyclin-dependent protein serine/threonine kinase activity; mitotic cell cycle phase transition. The transcript has 4 exons. Gene Ontology annotation, cellular component: cyclin-dependent protein kinase holoenzyme complex; cytoplasm; nucleus. Lineage: Eukaryota; Viridiplantae; Streptophyta; Magnoliopsida; Ericales; Ebenaceae.